AAAUAAAUAUAAUUGUAAGGUAUAUUCAUAAAAUUUUCAUAAUAAAAACAAUAAUAAUAACCAGAAACAACGACAAGAUUCCUCGGGGCCACUGUAUAAAUUCGCCUCCAAAGAUGCCUCAAAAGGUGCCACUUUGGAAGCUCUCCUCUUCCCGCUUCCAUCAAGCAAAUGGCGCUCCGCAGAACCCUAUCCUCUCGUCUUCUCCACAGCGCCGACCUCGCCGCACAACGCCCCCACCCACCCCUCACACUGAGGAAACACCUUCUGCCGGACCUUCCUAAUAAGAUCCUAUCCGCUCACCGCCGGAUCUCACAUUCCGCCGCCAGCUUCGACGGACUCCCAUCGCCUCCGUACCUCCCCUUCCCCGUCGGCGACCAUCUUAUGAAAACGAUAUCCUCUUCGUUGUCUCCAGAUCGGAUCGGCCUCAUCAUUCCCUCUCUGCCUCCGAGAUCCCAAAUGGAAAUGGAAAAACAAGAUGUUGGGCCUCCGAUAUCCCAAAUGGAAAUGGAAAAAGAAGAUGUUGGAAUCGAAAGUCUAAAUAGAGCUAAAAUCUCGGUGCAGGACGCCAUGAAAUUGCUCCAAUAUUCACGGAUCGAGAAGGCGAGGGAGAGACUAAGAUCCAUUCCGAAGCUCUUCAUCUCCUAUUCCGAUUUCGCCCAAAUCUGCCGUGAAAUCGCCGGCGGUAGCGACGACGUUGCUGCCAGCGACGACGUUGCUGCCGCUCUCGAUAACUCCGGCGCCGUCGUCGUCAUCGGUGACGUUGUCUUCCUCCGCCCCGAGCAGUUAGCUCAGGCGAAGGAGAGCUUCUCUGAUCCGCGAAGGAGCGAGCUGAAAGAGAUGGAGGCGGAGAAAGCUGUGAUUGAUGGCAAAGCGAAGGCACAGGUGAGGCGGGAGCUUUGGGCUGGGCUGGGCCUUGCGGUUCUUCAGACUACGGCUUUUAUGAGAUUGACGUUCUGGGAGCUGUCGUGGGACGUGAUGGAGCCCGUUUGCUUCUUUACGACGUCGAUCUACUUUAUCAUGGGCUGGGCCUACUUUCUUCGCACGUCGAAAGAGCCUUCAUUUGAGGGUUUCUUUUCGGGCCGUUUUGCCGCCAAGCAGCGCAUGCUUAUCAAGGCCCAUAAAUUUGACCUGUCGAGAUUUCGUGAGCUAAGUAGGGCUUUGGCGGGCUCACAGGGAUGCGACAGCAGGUUUUGCGCUUGUGGCUGCCAUUCCCAUCACUGGAGAGCUGAAACUGAAUUUAAUAAUUCACAUUGAAAUUUCUUUUAAAAAUUUAAACUUCACAAAAUAAUUCACAUG
This is a messenger RNA of Phalaenopsis equestris, 1296 nucleotides long. RefSeq names its product calcium uniporter protein 4, mitochondrial-like. The coding region runs from base 169 to 1254 and encodes 361 amino acids. Lineage: Eukaryota; Viridiplantae; Streptophyta; Magnoliopsida; Asparagales; Orchidaceae. Gene Ontology annotation, cellular component: mitochondrial inner membrane; uniplex complex. Gene Ontology annotation, biological process: calcium import into the mitochondrion; mitochondrial calcium ion homeostasis. Gene Ontology annotation, molecular function: calcium channel activity; uniporter activity. The record is from RefSeq and is a predicted model, not a curated record. The transcript has a single exon.